AUGUUUAAAAGAGAUCCAUUUGAAGGUAAAGUCAAGCCUUAUCAACCAAAGUUAUCAGAACUACAUAGAUCUUGUUACAUACUACUACACACCAUAAAUAAUAAUUCACUCUCCACAUUCAAGAUAUCAAUAGAUCAAUCAUCAAAUUAUAUAAUAAAUCUAUUUUAUAUUUAUGCCUUAUUAAAUUUAUCUCAAUUUUUCAAUCAUGCUACAUUACUUGAUAAAAUACCUCAAAAUCAGCAUUAUUAUGUGCCCAGUUUUAUAAGAGAUACUUUUAGAGACAUGUGUCGACCGAUACCUGAUGGUUCAGAAAUAUGGAUUCCUCAAAUUAGUAUAGAAAAUAUUGAAAUUGAUCAGGAUAUAAAUAAUCAAUUGAUGUUAUUUUUCCAUGAGUUUAACAUUCCUGUGGUUCCAAUUGAAAAAGAGACCAUUCAAAUCAUGCCGUUCCAAGCAUGGAAUACCUUAUCUUGUAAUCUCAGAAGAUAA
Messenger RNA from Candida tropicalis MYA-3404, 486 nucleotides. RefSeq lists its product as uncharacterized. NCBI's taxonomy places the organism in Eukaryota, Fungi, Ascomycota, Pichiomycetes, Serinales, Debaryomycetaceae. Bases 1 to 486 code for a protein of 161 amino acids. The record is from RefSeq and is a predicted model, not a curated record. The transcript has a single exon.